This is a messenger RNA of Mucor mucedo, 483 nucleotides long. Its product is annotated as 40S ribosomal protein S19-A. Gene Ontology annotation, cellular component: cytosolic small ribosomal subunit; ribosome. The transcript is spliced from 4 exons. Gene Ontology annotation, biological process: translation; ribosomal small subunit assembly. The record is from RefSeq and is a predicted model, not a curated record. Gene Ontology annotation, molecular function: RNA binding; structural constituent of ribosome. The coding region runs from base 1 to 438 and encodes 145 amino acids. NCBI's taxonomy places the organism in Eukaryota, Fungi, Mucoromycota, Mucoromycetes, Mucorales, Mucoraceae.
AUGGCUGGUAUCACUGUCAAGGACGUCAACUCCCACGCUUUCAUCAAGGCUUACGCUGCCUACCUCAAGCGUACUGGUAAGCUCGAGGUCCCCAAGUGGGUCGAUCUUGUCAAGACCGGUACCUUCAAGGAACUCGCUCCUUAUGAUCCCGAUUGGUAUUUCAUCCGUGCUGCCUCUGUUGCCCGUCACAUCUACAUUCGUAAGUCUGUUGGUGUUGGUGCUUUGAACAAGGUUCACGGUGGUACCUUCAACCGUGGUUCUCGUCCUUCUCACCACUGUAACGCUUCCGGUUCCGUCAACCGUAAGGUUCUUCAAUCUUUGGAGAAGAUUGGUGUCCUCCAACAAGACAAGAAGGGUGGCCGUAAGAUCACUCAAGAUGGUCAACGUGAUUUGGAUCGUAUUGCCAUGACCCUCGCUGAAGAGUCUGAUGAAGAGUAAAUUCUUUUUAAAUAAUAAAAAUUUUAUCUACAAUUUAAACUAUAA